GAGAGAGAGAGAGAGAGACCUCAGUGCAAUCUGCACAGCUGCGCGAGGGAGAGCAAGCAGAGAGAGCGAGAAGAGAGAGAGGGGUUGCCUGGUAGCCUUAACCGGCUCAGUUCGGGGAAAUAGCACAACAGAUUGCGCUUUUAAACAGCCUACGCCGAUAUGUAUUCUUCAGUUUCUGGUGCAUUAAACGCGAAAUCAGAAACCAACACCCACUCGGUUAACGUCAAUAAUAAUCGGUAAGGAAUAUUCGCAGUGUGAGAUGGACGAGUCGUCUCUGUUGGAUUUGCUGGAGUGUUCAGUGUGUUUGGAAAGGCUGGACACUACAGCUAAAGUCCUGCCUUGCCAACACACCUUCUGUCGCCGCUGCUUGGAGAACAUAGUCAGCUCCAGAAACGAACUGAGAUGUCCCGAAUGUCGCAUCCUAGUCGGCUGUGAGGUGGACGACCUCCCCGCGAAUAUCUUGCUGGUCCGCCUGCUGGACGGGAUCAAACAGCGGCCACGGAAUGCAGGCAGUACCAGGCAGUCCCAGGUGGGGGGCGGAGAGUCAUUGGGUUGUGCAGCCGGGAUCAGCGCCUCUCCCCCAGGCAGUGGGAUCAGGGACCUGCCGGUGGCCACAAGGAGCUCCCCCGUUAAGAGUGUCCCGGCCCUGCCCUGUGGGAAGGCUCUCUACUCCUAUGAGGGGAAGGAACCCGGAGACCUGCAGUUCGCUAAAGGUGACAUCAUCAUCCUGCGACGUAAAGUUGACGACAACUGGUACCAUGGGGAGCUGAACGGUUGUCACGGUUUCCUUCCAGCUAGUUACAUCGUGUUGUUACGGCCGCUGAGCCAAACUCCACCAACAGGGAAGGCCCUGUAUGACUUUGAGGUCAAAGACAAAGACCAGGACAAAGACUGCCUGGCAUUCUCGAAGGAUGAGGUUCUGACAGUGAUCAGACGAGUGGAUGACAACUGGGCAGAGGGCAUGCUGGGAGAUAAGAUCGGGAUCUUCCCCAUCCUCUACGUAGAGCUAAAUGAAACAGCCAAACAGUUGAUGGAGAUUGACAAGCCGACACCCAAUCCCGUCCCUGGCCCCAGCUCUGACCCGCCCCCCGGCCUCCCAUUGGGUCCCUGCUCCUCUGGCCCCUCCCCUAACCCAUCCUCUCCAGGAAGCAGCAAUGGCGCCCUCCAGAGGCGAGGGGAGGAGAGGAGAGGAGGAGAGGAGAGGAGAGGAGGAGAGGGGAAGAAGAAUGCAAAGAAGCGCCACUCGUUCACAGCUCUGAGUGUGACCCAGCGGACAGCACAGCUCAACAACAGACACAGUAUGGAGAUCUCCCACCCUGUACUCAUCAGCUCCUCUGACCCCAGGGCUGCUGCACGGAUACAGGACUCUCCCUCUGGUCCCUCUCCCUCCUCAGUAGGGGUUCUGGUUCCUCCCAGAGUGGCUUCAGUCACCUCAGAACUGCUGGCUCAAGCCAAGGUCCAACUACCACUCAACAUCUACCUGGCCCUGUAUGCGUAUAAGCCCCAGAAGGCAGAUGAGUUGGAGCUGAGGAAAGGAGAGAUGUACCGCGUCACAGAGAAGUGUCAGGACGGGUGGUUUAAAGGAACCUCUCUGCGCACCGCUGCUUCAGGUGUCUUCCCUGGAAACUACGUCACACCUGUGUCCAGAGCUCCGUUUGCGGUGGGUGGUUCGCGCAACUCCUGUCUCUCAGGGCAGGUGGGAGGGGCGGGACAGGGGAGUAAGGCAGCCUCCCCCUCCUCCUCUCGUCCCUCACCUCCCCCUUCCUCCCCCCAGUCUGCCGCUGCUCAGCUGAAGAACUGCCUUCGCUCUGGACAACAAACAGUUAACCAGGCCCGCUCUGCCAUGCAACUGGUCCACAGCCCGCCCGCCAGCAGCCCAGAGCGUCCCACAGCGGCCAUCUCUCCUCUCCGACAUCAGAACUCCUCCCCCUCGCGCUGCGCUGGCCAAUCGGCUCGCCCAAUGUCCAUGGUGUCCCCUGGCCCUUCCCCCCUCUCCUCCCCUGCCUCACGCCCCCUCUCCUGCCUCUCCUCCCCUCUCCUUCCCCGUUCCUCUCCCCUCUCCUGCCUUACCCCUCCCAACGCCAGUGCUGCCCUGCUCAAUGGAGAAUCAACCAAUCCCUUCCAGCCACCCUCACCUGGCCCCUCCCACAGCAACGCCCAGGGGGCAGUCCCCCCAAAACCAGAGAAGAAAGAGAAGAAAGGAGGUCUGCUAAAGCUUCUCUCGGGAGCCGCGGCCAAGAAGAAGUCAUCGCGCUCUCCCCCGUCCUCACCCCCGACCCUCCCCCUGUCGGGUGCCGUCCUCCCACAUCACACCCGCUCUGGCUCCUGUCCAAUGGAAGCUCAGGGGCGUGCCGGGUCUUGUCCAAUUGAGAGUGAGAUGGUGGGGGCCAUGGGGUUAGAGCCUCUGCACAGGAAGUCAGGAUCCCUCGACCUCAACUUCCCCCGGUCGGCCCCGACGCCCCGCACCGGAAACGCACUGCUGGCCCUCCGGCCUGAACCCAAACCCCUGUCCAGAGAGAGGUAUCGUGUGGUGGUGCCCUACCCCCCUCAGAGCGAGGCAGAGAUCGAGCUGAGAGAGGGAGAUGUGGUGUUUGUUCAUAAGAAGAGAGAAGAUGGCUGGUACAAAGGCACUCUGCAGAGGACUGGACGCACUGGGCUCUUCCCCGGCAGCUUCGUAGAAAUCUUCUGAACAGGAUCGCUACACACACACACACACACACACACACACACACAUACACACAGAGCAUACAGUUGAAGUCGGAAGUUUACAUACA
Molecule: messenger RNA, 2774 nt
Organism: Salmo salar (Atlantic salmon)
Lineage: Eukaryota; Metazoa; Chordata; Actinopteri; Salmoniformes; Salmonidae
Gene: sh3rf3
Product: SH3 domain containing ring finger 3
Molecular function (GO): protein binding; metal ion binding
Source: RefSeq, a predicted model, not a curated record